Messenger RNA from Hordeum vulgare subsp. vulgare (domesticated barley), 3078 nucleotides. RefSeq lists its product as uncharacterized. The record is from RefSeq and is a predicted model, not a curated record. Gene Ontology annotation, molecular function: protein binding. Bases 67 to 2904 code for a protein of 945 amino acids. NCBI's taxonomy places the organism in Eukaryota, Viridiplantae, Streptophyta, Magnoliopsida, Poales, Poaceae. The transcript has 3 exons.
UAAAGCUAGCAAGAGUUGAACACAAAGCUAGAUUCAGUAGUGCAAGCUUGCAGAGCAAAUUGAAACAUGGCGUCGAGUGGCACUAGUCAAUCUGGACACCUACCUCCACCCCAGCAAGAUAUAGAGGAGCCCGAUGAGGCAGUGCCCGAGCAAGAGCCGUCGCCGCCAGUGGCAGCACAGCCCGCACCCCAGCAAGAGAUAGAGGAGCCGGAUGAGGCAGUGCCCGAGCAAGAGCCGUCGCCGUUAGUAGCAGCACAGCCCGCACCCCAGCAAGAGAUAGAGGAGCCGGAUGAGGCAGUGCCUGAGCAAGAGAUAGAGGAGCCGGAUGAGGCAGUGCCAGAGCAAGAGCCAUCGUCGCCAGUGGCACCACAGCCCCCACCCCAGCAAGAGAUAGAGAAGCAGGAUGAGGCAGUGCCUGAGCAAGAGAUAGAGGAGCCGGAUGAGACAGUGCCGGAGCAAGAGCCAUCGCCGCCAGUGGCAAUACAGCCCCCACCCCAACAAGAGAUAGAGGAGCCGGAUAAGGCAGUGCUUGAGCAAGAGAUAGAGGAGCCGGAUGAGGCAGUGCCGGAGCAAGAGCCUUCGCCGCCAGUGGCACCACAGCCCCCACCCCAGCAAGAGAUAGAUGAGGUAGAUGAGGCAGUGAUUGAGCAAGAGAUAGAGGAGCCGGAUGAGUCAGUGCCGGAGCAAGAGCCUUCGCCGCCAGUGGCACCACAGCCCCCACCCCAGCAAGAGAUAGAGGAGGUAGAUGAAGUAGCGCCCGGGCAAGAGCCACUGCCGCAAGUGGCACCAGAGCCCGCACCCCGGGAAGAUCAAGAACCAGCGCCUGGUGAUGGCAGCACGAAAGUUCGUAUGUUUGCCGAGUUCUUUGAUCUGCCGAAGAAGACACCACACUGGAGGUGGCCAUGGGCGACGAGGAAGGCCAUUCGCCCUGAGAUGCUUAUGCGCGUCGUCAGAUGUGGACACUGCCAGAAGUUGGAGGAUCUUAGCCGGCCUCAGUCGCCUAUUGAACCAGAUCACCGGGUGACCGUGUCGGUGCUUCCCGACCAGAUCGCCUUCGAGGGUAACUCCUGUCUCACCUGCGUCAAGAUGAUUUACGAGAAGACCCGGCCAUCUUUAGAGCAAGUGGGCAGCGACACACCACUGCACUACGCUGCCAGGUCCAGAAACUUCAAAAUGCUUUUCCAUUUCAUUUGUCUGAUCGGCGACGAGUACGGUCUUGAAAGAGUGGCACAGGUGCUCAGGAAGCUCAACGGUCGUAGGGAGACGGCCUUGCACGAGGCGAUAUGGCAGGGAAACAAGUACAUGGCCGACUUCCUGAUGCGGGUGGAUCCAAAGCUGGCAGGGUAUCCUCCAGCUGGUACGGGCACCUCACCGCUAUACCUAGCUAUCUCCUUGGGAUACACAGACAUCGCACAGAUGUUGUACAGCACAAGGGGCGGCAACCUGUCCUACUCCGGGCCAGAUGGACAGAACGCGUUGCAUGCUGCGGUUCUCCAUUCACAGGAUAUGAUAAAACCGCUACUGGAUCGGAAUGAGGAUCUUAGCAAAGAGAUGGAUGAAAACGGCAGCACCCCUCUUCAUUGUGUGGUUUUGGCACAGACACCAUUUAUUCGUAUAUGUUCCUUUCCUUUCCCUGCAUUUUGGUUUCCGUCACAAAGUCUUCCAACAGGGCGAGUACUUCAUGCUAACACAUCUGCAGCAUGCCAGCCAGAUAAAAAUGGUUUAUUUCCUGUACACAUUGCUGCCAUGAUGAAUAGUAGAAUUGCCAUCCAUGUUCUGCUCACACUAUACCCUCGUUGCAUCGGAUUUCCUGAUAACCAGGGAAGAUCCUUCCUUCAUAUUGCUGCCCAGAACAAGAACUCCCUUGUAGUAAGAUAUGCUUGCAGUGUAUCGCGUCGGGAUUUUGGAUCGAUAAUGAAGUCGAUAAUGAACGCUCAGGACGACGAUGGCAACACCGCACUACAUCUAGCUGUGGAUGCUGGGGAUCUAUCUUCUUUCUGUGCACUGCUGGGGAACCGAGAAGUAUUAUUAAAUAUCAGAAAUAACAAGAACCAAACUCCACUGGAUUUGGCAUGGAGCAAGAGGAAAGGUUUUGCGUACGGAUGGAAUCCAGAACAUGUGAUGUACAGAACUCUUGUACGUGCCGGCUCUAGUCAUGCUAGCUUUUGGAGAGAUCGUCUUCAACAACUUUGCAAUUUAGUGCCACUAGAAAGUCAAGAGGAUGAAGAGAAAGAUCUAGCAGAAAAAAAAGAGGAUGAAGGGAAAGAUCCAGCAAAAGAAAAAAAAGAGGAUGAAGAGAAAGAAGAGUCAGCUAAAGUGACAGAUUCAACUCGGACACUUGGCAUUGGCUCGGUACUCAUAGCAUCAGUGACAUUCACUGCAACCUUCACCGUACCUGCAGGAAUCAAAGCCAGCGACCAUACCAAGGAUGGCAGACCAGGACUUCUCGGUAUGUGGUAUUACAAUGCGUUCAUGAUGGCCAAUACAUUGGCUUUCAUCUGCUCCUCCAUAGCUACUGUUGGUCUCAUGUACGCGGGCAUGCCAUUGGUAAAAUUGCCGAUCCGUCGUAGGCAUUUUGUGGGAUCAGUCUUCUUCGCCUCGAGUUCGCUCACAUGCUUGAACAUUGCCUUUGCACUAGGAGUAUAUAUGGUGUUGGCUCCAGUUAGUCGUGAGACUACAAUUGCCAUAUGCGUCUUCACUCCUCUUGUGCUGAUCUACCGUAAUGCAGAACACCUUCAUAAAAUGGUUAUUACUUGGUCACCGAUAUAUGUCAGACGGGGGUUUAUGUUUGCAUGUUGGUCAUUCAUAUGGAGUAUCUUUAUGCGGUCAAUAAUGGAGUUCUGGCCCUUUGUAGCCAUCUUCACUUGGGCAGCGCAUAGGAAAACAUCAUCAACAGUGGCUUGAAGAAGUGCCAUCAGUCAGAUCUCCCGAGUGGUUACUUAAUUACUACGUAGGUAACUCGAUGGGAGAUCUAUGUUAGAUCCUUUUGUGCAGACAUAUUUCUUUCCCAAUAUAAGAAAUUUGACUACAUCUUGGCUCCAAUGUAAUAAGUAAUGGUGUUAUCAUCCAUGUAAAACG